Messenger RNA from Neltuma alba, 1580 nucleotides. RefSeq names its product heptahelical transmembrane protein 2. Gene Ontology annotation, cellular component: membrane. NCBI's taxonomy places the organism in Eukaryota, Viridiplantae, Streptophyta, Magnoliopsida, Fabales, Fabaceae. Gene Ontology annotation, biological process: response to hormone. The record is from RefSeq and is a predicted model, not a curated record. Gene Ontology annotation, molecular function: signaling receptor activity. Bases 246 to 1340 code for a protein of 364 amino acids. The transcript is spliced from 4 exons.
ACCCGUGAUGACCAGAUGUUACUGUUUUCUUCUCUUUUCUUUUCUUUUUUUUUUUUUUUUUUUUUUUGAGCUGAAACGAGGUGAUAGUGUUGGCUGAAUAUAAAUAGGCUAAAUUCAAAGGCUUGGAAGCGAUAAAGCUCGGAGCUCGGAGCUCGGAGCAGAUCUGCUGGACUGUCGAGGCCCGGCGAGAUUCACGCCGGCGAAUAUUUCCGGUGAGGCUGAGCCAUCAAUUUUGGCGAUCGACGAUGACCAGUCAUCACUGGAGAGCUAAUAAUAGUCACAAACGCAGCAGGAACGGUCCGGAGAUGAAGGAGAAAGCGAAGAAGACAACGAAAUUCGAACGACGACUAGUGAGGUACCAGGAGUUGCCGGAAUUCUUAAGAGAUAACGAAUACAUAUUGGACUAUUACCGUUCGGAAUGGCCCGUGAAGGACGCCUUGUGGAGCGUCUUCUCAUGGCACAACGAAACCCUAAACAUAUGGACGCAUUUAGCGGGAUUUCUGAUAUUCGCGGCGUUUGCUCUGGUGAGCACUAUGAAGACGAUGCAGCUGGAGCUCGGAGAUUUCGCUUCAAAUUUGAGCAGAGCUGCGGCGGGGGGCGUGCUGAUGACGACGGAGGUGAUCAACGGCUCUGGUAGUGGUGGCACCCGAUUCUCGGAUUCCCAUUUAAGACAAAUUUCGGAAUCAUCAAUCCUUCACGGGCUAAGAGAAUAUGGAGCAGAACCAAUCCCAACAUGGCCAUGGUUUGUAUUCUUAGCUGGUGGCAUGGGCUGCUUGGCUUGCAGUUCUCUUUCCCAUCUUCUAGCCUGUCACUCCAAACGCUUCAACCUCUUCUUCUGGCGUCUGGAUUACGCAGGCAUCGCCAUCAUGAUAGUCUCCUCCUUUGUGGCUCCCAUCUACUACGCCUUCCUCUGCAACCCUUUAGCAAGCCAAAUCUAUCUAACCUCAAUCUCUGUUCUUGGAAUCCUAGUCAUCAUCACUCUUCUUUCUCCUCCUCUUUCUGCUCCUCAAUUCAGACCCUUAAGGGCCAUCUUGUUCCUCUCAAUGGGCUUUUCAGGUGUGAUUCCAGCAGCUCAUGCUCUUGUCCUCCAUUGGGGCCAUCCUCAUAUAUUAGUGGCACUUGGUUAUGAGCUUGCCAUGGCUCUCCUAUAUGCCACAGGAGCUUGGUUUUAUGUUAGUAGAUUCCCAGAAAGAUGGAAGCCUGGGGCUUUUGAUCUUGCAGGACACAGCCAUCAGAUCUUUCAUGUGUUUGUUGUUCUUGGGGCACUUUGUCACUGUAUUGCCACUGUGGUGAUUAUGGAUUUUCGAAGGGCUUUACCAUCCUGUGGGGUUUAUAAUUAAUUAGAACAUGCCACUCACUACAAUUAGCUGAUUGAGAAGUGUGAUUUUGGGGAAGGGUUAGCUAGCUAGCACCAUAUUGUGUGUUAUUCAUUCAUAGUGUGAUUUGAAAGUGAGGUCUUUUUGAUAUAGGAGGAAUGGUUACUUCUGGUAAUCUGAGGUGAUAUAUAUUGUAGUUAUUGUAAUGAGUGACUCAGAACCAUAAAUGAUUUAUUCCACUUUUACUGAUGCUGGUGUGGAAAA